Molecule: messenger RNA, 2794 nt
Organism: Musca vetustissima
Lineage: Eukaryota; Metazoa; Arthropoda; Insecta; Diptera; Muscidae
Gene: ckn
Exons: 8
Coding region: 20-2794 (924 amino acids)
Biological process (GO): cell surface receptor protein tyrosine phosphatase signaling pathway; axonogenesis
Cellular component (GO): axon; focal adhesion
Molecular function (GO): protein phosphatase binding; signaling adaptor activity
Source: RefSeq, a predicted model, not a curated record
AUUAGUGGUCAUUGCGAUCAUGCAUCGCUCACUGAAACCACACACACAAGCUAAAAAGAUUACAAAAGUCGCCCCACCAGCCCUUCCAGGAGAUCCUGUUCCCUCACCAUCAUCGUACCAGCAACAAGUAGGAUUAUACCGUUUACCGACAAAUGCACCGAAUACUGCCUGUAAAGCACAGUUGGAGGAUGGUAUUAUAAUGAGUAAUAUGGUUUCAUCGCCAUCGCUCGAGGAAGGCGGCUUUAAUUUGCCUCGGGAGCCCACAGUGGCAUUGCGAAUAAAAGACGAAAUUGGAGAAUAUUCAUCGUCCGCUAUGGCAUCUUCGGGUUCUUCACAAGCAGCCAUACCGGGUACAACCGGUGCUAAAAGUAUGCCACCUGGGGUCAAUACGAAUACCCUAAUACCUGGAGUUCCACCAGUCUUUUGUGCUACAUUGCGAGAGCCGUUAACACACAAAGCCGCCGUUUAUUACCAUCAACAAUUGGCACUGCAAGAGGAUCAGGGAAUUGAUCUAACCCAAUCGCCGGGCCGAGAUUCUCCCGGCUCCUCAUCUGGUUCAGCAGGUUCUGGAUCACGACACUCAACAGCCAGUUUAGAUUCGGGUAGAGCAUCAUCAUAUUUAACAGGAGUUUCUGGGGCAGGAUCAAUACGUAGUAGUGGAGGUGGGGCCCUCUCAUCACCACGAUGUAGCUCCUUAAGUUCAUGUUCGAUUGGCUCCAUGGAUCGACAGCGUAAUGAAGAGUUGAUUGUAGAUUGGCUGAUGGAAAUGAAAUAUGAAGAGUAUGCACAACUUUUCAUUGCGGCAGGAUAUGAUUUGCCAACAAUAGCAAGAAUGACUCCGGAAGAUUUAACAGCCAUUGGCAUUAAAAAUCCACACCAUCGUGAACGUAUCAAGCAGCGAAUCGACAAACUACAAGUUUUAGACAAUCUGCCACAUUUCGUACCGGGAUCUAUUGAAGAAUGGUUACAACUACUUCGUUUGGAGGAGUACUUGCAGCCUUUAUUGGAUCAAAAUUAUAAAACUGUCCGCGAGGUUACUCAAGUAACAUGGGAAGAUCUGGAAGAUAUUGGUAUUGUCAAGCUCGGACAUCAAAAGAAAAUCUUGCUUGCCAUAAAACGUGUUAAGGAUAUAAUAAGCGGAAAAUGGAAUCCCGGGGGGUCAAACCUCUAUAACCAGGUAAAUACUCCUUGGCAACAUUUACCACCCACCCCAACUUAUUUACCCACUGCCCGUGUUUCGUGGGAUGAUUCUAAAAUUUACGCCAAUACUUCUGCAAUGCCAGACACCACAUACACAUGCUACAAUAGUAGCCAAGAAUGUUGUAAUGACAAUGAUGUUGUAUUAAUUAAGGUACGUCAACCACGAGGUAAAAGUUUGGAAUCUCUUGAAGAUAUACACGACAACAGCACUCGAAGCCACUUGACAUUCAGUCAUUACACAACCACGGACUAUGGUCAUUUUGGACACCCAUCGCAAGUUCAGCCACACCAAGUCAUGCAACAGCAACAUCAUUUACAACAAGUCACUUUGGCAGGAGCAACGGUAGGUGCACCUCAGCGAAUCCUAAGCAAUCCAAGCACAAUGAAUUGGCGCCGUUCUUAUGAUGAUGGUGACAUAACACCCACAAAUGAUGCUGCUGCCAGAGAAUUGAUGUAUGAAGAUGGAGGAGGAACAUUACCUCGCCAACAGCGUGGGAUUCUUCAGCGUGCUGUUCUGAAUACUAUGCCUCCGCUGGAACAACAUCAUUACAUGAAUGCUGCUGCGGCAGAAUAUGUCUGUCAUGCCGCCGGACUCGGAGGCACAGGUGCAAAUGUUGCAGGUAGCACUGCAUCCUCCGCUAACGUAAUCGACAACGCCAAUAUAAACAAUCCGUAUAUAGCGGGAAGCCCGAUGGUCGGUAAAAAAAUAGCACCAGAACCCCCAAGACGUCAUUGUAGUAUACGAAACUCACGAACAAUAAGUCAAGAUGGUUCACAUUUAAAUGCUGUUUCAAAUACUGUUGGACAUGGUCUUGCGGCAAACAUGUAUUACAGCUCUGUGGGCGUCUCUAACGCGUCUACGAGUAUACAUCCCCAUGCUGCAUAUUUACAGCAGCAGGCUGCUCAGCCAAUUUAUGCAAACUAUGCUACAAUACAACAAACAACAGCAGAAAUACACUGCGAAAAAACCCAUGAUAAUAAGUCCAAUUCUAGUAUAGACUCAAUUGAUACAAUACCGUUUGCGAAUGAAAACACUGGAACAAUAAAACAGCGACUACUGAAUAGACAAGAACUUUCUGCAAAUGCAACCAAUUCUGUAGCACAAACAACUCUUGGCAGCCACUUACAUUCAUCAUCUUCAUCAUCGUCCUCGUCUUCGACUAAUACUAUAGCUAAUAUAGCACACUCAUUCCAUUCUUUGAAGUCAUCGUCCUCUCUACAUGACGCAUCCUUGAUAAGGAGCGAUAGCAUCGGUAGCACAGCUAGUGGUGGUAGUGUAGGUCUCACUCUGCUGCGAUCGCCAACAUUACAAUAUCCCUCGAUUCAGGCCGAGAGUGUACCAUCACUGGCGGGAGUUGAAAAUGCCAAUAUCGACGAAAAUAAUUCUGGUAAUUCAACAGAAGCAAGUGCCAUAACGAAUUCUAGUGCCUGUGGCAGUGAUGCAAAAAAUAUUUCAUCCUCAACAUCCAAUGGACCGAAAGUCUCUGUAAAUGUACUUAACGAUAUUGGUAAUAUGUUAGCAAAUCUAACUGAUGAAUUAGAUGCCAUGCUCGAGGAAGAAAAGCGUGUUGGCUUAAAUACUGACAGUGAAUAG